Molecule: messenger RNA, 784 nt
Organism: Lolium rigidum
Lineage: Eukaryota; Viridiplantae; Streptophyta; Magnoliopsida; Poales; Poaceae
Product: protein FAR1-RELATED SEQUENCE 11-like
Exons: 2
Coding region: 48-632 (194 amino acids)
Source: RefSeq, a predicted model, not a curated record
UCUACUCAUGGGAGAUUGGGUUUGGAAUAAGAUACGGGUCGUCAAGAAUGAACCCUGCAAAGAGCAAAGUCAGGCAGGACAUAACAUGUGGCUGUGAGGGAAAGCCUAGGCACUCAAACUCACGAUCUGUUUGCUGCGGCUGCCGAGCUAUGAUUCGUUUGCACCGGACAGAUGACCAUGGAUGGUACAUUCAUGAGUUCAGAAGGGAUCAUAAUCAUGGGCUGGCAGUGAACAGCGGCCAGAAGAUGCAAUUUUCUUUGCAUAGGAACAUCGACCCACACACAAAGGACCUUGUGAGAAACCUCAGGGACAAUAACGUCGGCCUGACCAAGACCUUCAGCGUAAUCGGCGGCUUCUUCGGAUCAAUGGAAAAUAUCCCGUUCAACAAGCGAUCACUAAGGACGCUCUGUGCGAGUAUCAGUAGGGACCAUUCGGAGGAUGACAUCAGGAAAACGUAUGAAGUGCUGUCAGAAAUGAAGAUGAAGGACCCCAACUUCCGAGACAGCUGCUUGGUAGACUCUGAAGGGAGGAUCAGAGCACUCAUGUGGACAAACGGCAAGAGCCGCAUGCAGUACCAGCUGUUUUGGGGAUGCUAUAACUUUCGACACAACAUACCGCACAAACCAGUAUGACAUGCCAUUUGGACUGUUUGUGGGUGUCAAUAACCACUUUCAGAGUAUAAUUCUAGGCGGUGUUUUGUUGACCAACGAGAAGACGGAGACAUUUGAGUGGGUGUUCAAGGAAUUCGUCUCUCUUAUGGGAGGGAAACCACCCGUCACUAUUC